Epithele typhae is the source of this 855-nucleotide messenger RNA. RefSeq lists its product as uncharacterized. Bases 1 to 855 code for a protein of 284 amino acids. The transcript has 5 exons. Lineage: Eukaryota; Fungi; Basidiomycota; Agaricomycetes; Polyporales; Epitheliaceae. The record is from RefSeq and is a predicted model, not a curated record.
AUGGUACAGUACUGGCGACUCGACUCGGACGACCCGAUUCCACUCGAACAUGACACAUACGCUCGCCUCGCUGGCGCCAAGGUCAGGAAUGUGCCCGAGUGCGUGUGUGGGGAAGACGUCACCGUUGGACUGGGAGGCGACCAACAGCGCACGGCGACGCUCGAUCGGUGGGGGCCUGACCCUCCCAAGGCGAAGAUGCUCGUGCACUAUCGCAUCGUCCUGAAGCAAGUCUACAAGCCGCUGCUCAACAUCGGCGACUUCCAGAGCUUGUGCGGGGACCUGGCGGACGCCAUGGAAGCACACCUCGACGCGUGUGAGAAGGCGCGUCUAAUACACCGCUCGAUCAGCCUCUGGAGCGUCGGUCUCUAUGUUUUCCCGGGCGAAGCGAGGACUAAGGAAGAGAUCGCUCAGAGGAGGGCUCAACGAGAAGUGAUCCCGGGCGCGUGGUACUUCCACUCAGCACUAGUGGCGAACUUUCCUGCGCGUGGUCACGCCGUUUCAGACGACGUUGAGUCGUUCAUUCACCUCUUCCAGUACUCCGUCUUGCGCUUUACCCGGACGUCUUACACACCCCACUUCAUAUCGAAACCCGUGUACAAGAUCGACGAGGCCAAAGUCCUCCCAAAGAUUGUCAACAUGGUGUACGGCGACUACGUAUUAUUCGACGGUGAAAGGUACAACGGAGGCGAUAACAAACUCUUGUUCACGCAUAAGUCUACUUCAUGGAUCAAGCCUCAGGGAAAACAGAAGAAAACCCUGACGGCGCUCUUGAACGAGCUCGCAAAGAUGGUGCAUGAGUACUACGGAACGUUCAACGCAGACGACUACACAGAAGAGUUCUAUCCACCAAGAUGA